This is a messenger RNA of Cooperia oncophora, 564 nucleotides long. The record is from the annotation of a GenBank genome assembly. NCBI's taxonomy places the organism in Eukaryota, Metazoa, Nematoda, Chromadorea, Rhabditida, Trichostrongylidae.
AUGAUUUUAGUCUUAUUUUUUCCAGUUGCGAAAGAUCGCGGCGUUGAAGUGACUCCGUUUACGGACCAUCAACUUUCGUGGUCUGCUUGCUCGCCGCUCUGUUCAGAAAAAGUAUCUACUUGGCGAGCGAUCAGCUCUGAGUCUGCAAGUCCACCUAGUCCUCGUUUUAUCGUCACUCCUGUAGACGCGGAAGGUACAAGUGAGCGUGAUUCUCCCACAGAUCCAAUUCGAGAUUCUCUCGGCUCUAUUCCUGCAGCGUCUGCCUCUCACAGCCGCAGCCCAUCUGGAAGUGGAAGUUCGUUAGCAGUAUCUGUUUCUUCCUACGCUGUAGGUGGUGGUGUGCAUCAUUCGCACACACUUUCCACGCCCUUCUCUAUCGGUGUGCAACGGUCGCCGAAACCAUCGAGGCUUGUCCACGCUAUUCCACACAAGUGGACUAAAACGACCAAAUUCCGGUUGAAUAGUGAUUCUGGUGGAAAGUGCAUUUUACGCAUUGCGAAGUUCGCAUUUGGAGAAUUCUUGUUGCUCUCACCUGAAACACCUUCGAAUUCUUCUUUUCGAUAA